AGACAAGAAGGGUAGAUUUGGAAAUGGAUGCAUUUUUUCAGGAGCAAUAGUGUCUAGAGAAUGCUACAUAAUUUCUCUUAUUUAUAGAACAGUUAAAAUGAGGCAACAGAGUUAGAAUGAACGUGGCAUGAGCAUGAGGUAAAGGCCAAGGAGCAUGAGGGAAAAAGUGUUGAUUACUGUGAGAGAGAAAUAGAAAAACUGAAAUUCAUGCUAUCUAAGAAACUGCAAUGGGAAUCAUUUUUUAAAGAUGAUUAUGAUUUAGAUUUUGGAAACAUAAUGGAGGAAGCUAGAACAAGAUGGCUCCGCCCAAAUGAAAUUCAUGCAAUACUCUGUAACUACAAGUAUUUCGUCAUUAAUGUGAAGCCAGUACACUUACCCAAAAGUGGUACUAUUGUGUUAUUUGACCGUAAGAAGCUCAGGAACUUCCGAAAAGAUGGCCAUAAUUGGAAGAAGAAGAAAGACGGCAAGACCGUGAAAGAAGCUCAUGAACAUUUAAAAGUUGGUAAUGAAGAAAGGAUUCAUGUGUACUAUGCACAUGGUGAAGAUAACCAAACCUUUGUUCGCAGGUGUUAUUGGCUACUGGAUAAGACUCUGGAACACAUAGUUCUUGUCCACUAUCGUGAAACUCAGGAGUUUCAGGGUUCUCCAGUCACACCUAUGAAUUCAAAUUCUAGUUCAAUCUCUGACCAGUCUCCUUGGCUUAUAUCAGAAGAAUUUGAUUCUGGAGCUGGUAAUGCAUAUCAUACUGGCGAAAAAGAGCAUCUAGGGCCUACUGACAAUUUAACUGUCAGAAAUCAUGAAAUGAAGCUUCAUGAGAUUAAUACACUUGAUUGGGAUGAGCUUGUGAUGAAUGAUCCUAACAAUUCGCCCAUGCCUAAAGGAGUUGAAGAUGGGAUUGUGGGCUUUGACCGACAGAAUCAAAUUGCAGUGAAUGGGUCCGUGAGUGAUGGUAGUUCUCUUCCAAUCUACAAUUUGUCUGCAGAAAUUUCUUCUUUGGAUAACUUAACUGAGGUUAUUUCAAGGAGCAACAAUGCUCACUUCAAUAGUCCAGGUGAUACCUACAGUAAGUCAACGAGUGUCCAAAUAAAUUCAAAUGCACAGAACAAGGAUUCUAUUGUCCCAGGGACUGGUGAUUCUUUGGACUUGUUGGUUAAUGACGGUUUGCAAAGUCAGGAUAGUUUUGGAAGGUGGAUAAACUCCAUUAUAGCUGAGUCUUCGGGUUCUGUAGAUAAUCCUUUGCUUGAAUCGUCAAUUUCAUCUGGUCAUGAUUCAUUCACUGCCAUCGAUCAACUUCAAUCUUUUGUUCCUGAACAAAUGUUUGUCAUCACUGAUAUCUCCCACACGUGGUCCUUUUCAACGGAAACAACAAAGAUCCUAGUAACUGGAUACUUCUUACAUUCUUUUUUCUUUUUUUUAAUGCAGAUCCUAGUAACUGGAUACUUCCACGAACAGUAUCUACACCUAACCAAGUCUAAUCUGGUUUGUGUGUGUGGAGAUACAUGCAUUCCUGCAGAAAUUAUUCAGGCUGGGGCAUAUCGAUGUUUGGUCCCACCACAUUCCCCAGGAUUAUCAAACCUGUUUUUGAGUUUGGAUGGCCAUAAACCCAUAAGCCAAGUUUUAAAUUUUGAGUAUCGUUCUCCGCUCCAUCAUCCUGUGGAUUCUUCUAAAGACAAAGCUGAUCCUCUGGUUUCUUCAGAAGACAAACCCAACUGGGAAGAGUUCAAACUUAAGAUGAGUCUUGCUUUUUUGCUUUCCUCUACAUCCAAGAGCCUUGACGUUCUAACUAGUAAGGUAUCACCAACUGCCCUGAAGGAAGCUAAGAAGUUUGCCCACAAAAUUUCUGACAUUUCCAAUACUUGGGCAUAUUUGAUGAAGUCCAUUGAGGACAACAGAGUUCCAUUUCCACAAGCAAAAGAUGUUCUAUUUGAACUUACUUUGAAGAAUAUGCUAAAAGAAUGGUUGUUGGAAAGAGUUAUUCAGGGCUGUAAAUCCACUGAAUAUGAUGCUCAAGGUCGAGGAGUAAUCCAUUUGUGUGCUAUUCUUGGGUAUACUUGGGCUAUUUAUUUAUUUUCAUGGUCAGGCUUAUCAUUGGAUUUUCGGGAUAAACGUGGAUGGACAGCUCUUCAUUGGGCAGCAUAUUAUGGAAGGGAGAAGAUGGUCGCAGUUCUCUUAUCUGCAGGGGCAAAGCCAAACUUGGUCACAGACCCCACUUCAGAAAACCCUGGGGGACGCACUGCUGCUGAUCUUGCUUAUGAAAAUGGUUAUGAUGGCUUAGCAGCUUAUCUGUCAGAAAAGUCUUUAGUAGCACACUUCAAGGAUAUGUCUAUAGCCGGCAAUGCCAGUGGCAUGCUGCAAUUAAGUGCAGCUGAAACAGUAAACUCUGAGAACCUGAAUGAGGAGGAUCUAUAUCUGAAGGAUACUUUGGCAGCUUAUCAAACAGCCGCUGAUGCAGCUGCACGCAUACAGGCUGCAUUCAGAGAACACUCCUUCAAAAUACGGACCAAAGCAGUUGAGUUUGCAAAUCCAGAGGAUGAAGCACGAAAUAUAAUUGCAGCAAUGAAGAUUCAACAUGCCUUUCGCAACUUUGAUACACGGAAAAAGAUGGCAGCUGCUGCCCGCAUCCAGUUUAGGUUUCGUACAUGGAAAAUGAGGAAGGAAUUCCUUAAUAUGCGUCGUCAAGCUGUUAGAAUUCAAGCUGCUUUCCGGGGCUUCCAAGUGAGAAGACAGUACCGUAAGAUAGUCUGGUCAGUGGGAGUGGUUGAAAAGGCAAUUCUGCGAUGGCGUUUGAAGAGAAAAGGCUUUCGUGGACUCCAUGUUAAUCCUGUUGAAACAGUUGAAUAUGGGAGGCAGGAAAGCGAUCCAGAGGAAGACUUCUAUAAAGCCAGCCGGAAACAAGCUGAAGAGCGGGUUGAAAGAUCCGUUGUACGGGUUCAAGCCAUGUUUCGUUCAAAGAAGGCACAAGAGGAAUAUCGGAGGAUGAAAUUGGCCCAUAACCAAGCAGAGCUGGACUAUGAAGAGCUCCGGGACCAUGAUAUGAACUUUUAACUAAGUUGAUUGCAAAUGCAGAUUGACUUGGUAGUUUCGCCAUUAUUAAUAUUAAUGACAUGCAUAUAUGCAUAAAAUGCUUGUAGUGUAGGUUCAUUAUCUUUAGGUUAAUUUCUAGUGUAAUCUGGUCUUGCCCGUUUUACCCUUUUGUACUAUGUUAAUAUCUUGGGAGGUUCAUUAUUUGUCCGAACCACCAGUUGAAGGUUCAAAUUCUCUUAUCUUGAACUCUGUACAUAAAAUACACUGGAAUGAUUUGUAAACUUUGUUGCAACCUAACCAAGUUCAAUAUCAAAAAUAGGUAAGAUGUUGCCACCAGAGAGUCAAAGGUAGGACCAUCUUUUUCAUUA
Messenger RNA from Jatropha curcas, 3392 nucleotides. Its product is annotated as calmodulin-binding transcription activator. Gene Ontology annotation, cellular component: nucleus. Gene Ontology annotation, molecular function: double-stranded DNA binding; transcription coregulator activity; protein binding. Lineage: Eukaryota; Viridiplantae; Streptophyta; Magnoliopsida; Malpighiales; Euphorbiaceae. The record is from RefSeq and is a predicted model, not a curated record. Gene Ontology annotation, biological process: regulation of transcription by RNA polymerase II.